This is a messenger RNA of Glarea lozoyensis ATCC 20868, 1218 nucleotides long. Its product is annotated as Protein kinase-like (PK-like). The coding region runs from base 1 to 1218 and encodes 405 amino acids. NCBI's taxonomy places the organism in Eukaryota, Fungi, Ascomycota, Leotiomycetes, Helotiales, Helotiaceae. The record is from RefSeq and is a predicted model, not a curated record. The transcript has a single exon.
AUGGCAGAUCGCAACGUUACUCCCGACCCCUGCCUGCUCCAACAAAUCUUCAAGGACAGUCAACCAAAAAACAUCUCGAUGUUUGUUCAAACUUGGGACAAAUGUGUUUUCAAAGCUGAAUUCUCUAAAGAUGAGAGCGUGCACCCUUCAUGUGUAGUUCGAAUCGAAGCUGAGAACAAAAAUCUGACAACCUUUGCAACAACUGCAGCUAUGCAACAGAUUGCUAGAAUCAUCAUUCCACAUCUCGUACCACAAACCCUCCAAAUCGGCAAGGCAACUAACGAGCAAAAAAAGUUGUUCAACUUUUCAGUGUCUGAACUUGUAGACGGACCUACAUUAGCAGAUGUAUGGCAUGAUUUAGACGACAUUGAACGGAACUUGAUUAUAAAUGACCUUACCGAUGCACUCAUCAGAUUAAAUGCGUUACAGUUAAAUGACGGACCUAUCAAAGCUAUACUAUUGAAUUCACUUGGGGGUGGAGAGGAAGAAGAAAUAUGGAAAGGUCUCGCGCGAGGCGAUGUUUUUGGGGGUCUUCAUACCGGGGUUUUGAAUGAAGGUCCUGCUCUGUUGACCUCGAUCAUGGAGAACUUGAAGCUCAAAAAAACAUUCUGCACCAUGGAGACUCUUCCCAACUCGCAAGAUGUCAAGAUUCAAUCUAAUUUCGACGAGCUUGGAUCUUUGAUUGUCCGCAAGUCCGACAUGGAUCAAUGGCUCAGAGAGGCUGUCUUUUGCCAUAAUGACCUAACACCUCGAAACUUGAUUCUUAAGAAGUGGGACUUGCCAGGCGGCAAGAAAAAGUACAAGUUAGCUGGGAUCAUUGAUUGGGAGUCUGCAGGAUUUUAUCCGCCAUCUUACGAACUCAGUCUGCAAGACACAUACCUGGGAAGAGAUCGACAUGCGUCAUUCUACCUGAUGUUGAAAGCAAAUAUGAAAGAACUUGCCCCACGAACUUCUUCACAAAUUGCGCUAUUAAAAGCGAUGGAACUCAUGUAUGAAUCUCAACAACGAAGAUUGGUAAAUGGAACCAACGUACCGGCUCACCUUCGUCAAAGAUUCCUAGAAUGCCUAGGGUUGACACGCGAUGAUGAUCCUUAUGCUGGUUGGACACCGGAGCGCAAAGAGGGGAAGAUUGUUGACUUCUCAAGCACUGCGAUGCAACGACUGAAGGAUGAUAUUGUUCAGGAAAUGGAGGAGAGAAGAAAAUCGAAAGCCAAGUAA